Paramuricea clavata is the source of this 2062-nucleotide messenger RNA. The record is from the annotation of a GenBank genome assembly. NCBI's taxonomy places the organism in Eukaryota, Metazoa, Cnidaria, Anthozoa, Malacalcyonacea, Plexauridae.
AUCCUAUGGUACCAUCGCUGUAGGUAGUAUUAUUGCGCAUGCAUUUGGACACACUAUUACUUACUGACUUAACUUAUUUUCUUUAUAUAGUUGCUUCGCACAAGUUUGAAAUUAACACAAUGAUUAUUCCAAUCCGAUGUUUUACGUGUGGGAAAGUUAUUGGAAAUAAAUGGGAGAAAUACCUUGGACUGUUGCAAGCAGAGUUCACGGAGGGGUAUGGACGUAUUUACAUUUUACUAUUAUUCUUAAUAAAAUCGCUAGUAAAAAAUACAAAGUCAUCUGGCUUAUAUAGACAAAGUGAAGAUAGGGCAUUAACCAUAAUAUCUGGUUUUGUACCUACAUGAGUAUAUGUCGCAAAACCCAGUGCUUUAGAAGUUGGGGGCGGAGCCCCCUUCUUCAAACUCUUGGGGGGCUGAGCCCCCUUCUACUUUAGAAAAUCGAGAAUUUAUUAUGUCACAAACGAGAUAAGGAAGAUAAGAAAGGUAAAGACGAUAAGUAUGGAGAAUGCAAUUUAAAUUACGCUUAAAUAAGGUAUUAAAUUUCGAAGAAAAAUAUCUAUUCAGGAAAAAUGUACUAAGCGAAUACCCGUAUAUAAUGGCUUGCUUUUACCCCUAUAUAAUGGCUUGCUUAAGAGUCGUUCAAGAAAUUUUUAAGAGAAACUAGCAGGUUUUAUUGCAUUUCCGGGGCUCUGAAAAGUCUCAGAUUUCAAAAUUUCCCGGACACCCCAGUUCCAGAAGGCUCACGCCUUUGGCGUUCACUAGCCCCCCCCCCCCCAAUCAAAAAAUGCCGCCGCGGUAAGGGCUAUAGAUUUACCCCUGCCCCCCCCCCGGUCAUCGUAUGGCUCACGCCUGGUCAUCGCAUGACGUCACGUUUUUUUACAAUUUCACGGCUUCACGCUCGUCAAGAGACCCCCCUCUGGUAAUUUUAGUUCUACAGCACUGGCAAAACCCAAUGUUAAGUACUAUAAAAUACGAUAUACAUCUAUAGUGUAUGGAUGUAUAUGUUAAGGCCCGUUUACACGGGCGAUUUUUGCUGCGAUUUUCUCCUUUUGGAGGAUGUAAAGGAGUGGAUAUCUGGAUGAGUUAUAAAUGUUCCAGGUUAUGAAAUCUCAUAACAACAUCAUUAAGUAAUCUACUCUUUCAGAUCCUCCAAAAGGAGAAAAUCGCAACUAAAAUCGCAGCAAAAAUCGCACGUGUAAACGGGCCUUUAUGGCAUAGCAAUUCCAGUCCUGCCAGGCGACCAAUACUUUCAUUUUCUGAAUUAUUGACAUGAACUUGUUGCAAUAAUUUAUAAUAAAUUAUGUUGUUUAAAAAAAUAAAGGAAAGGACCGUGUAUUUUGAAAGACGUCAAAGUGAUCUUGUCCUUCAGAUUUCUGUAAAGGGCGGACCAUUAUUGGAGAAGCGAUGGGGAAAGUGGGGAAUUUUCAGGUUCCAUGAAUUUUUUCGGUUGUUGGGUUGUGCAGGAUUCUUUUGCGGAAUUUUCAAAGCUUCUUUGGCUUCCUUGUUGCAUGACAAUUUUUCUUUUUUUCCCAUCACUUCCCUAAUCGUCCAUUCCUAGUAAAUACGCACGAAAGAUGUUGAAUGAAAAGUAAAAUACGAAACGACAUAUAAAUACCAAACGUGUACUAUAUGCAAUGAAAUUAUUUAACAAACUUUGAUAUUGAUGUUCUUUUUUCCAAGGGAUGCAUUGGAUCAUCUUGGCUUGAAGAGAUACUGCUGUCGUAGAAUGUUAUUGUCACAUGUUGACCUUAUUGAGAAACUUUUAAAUUACGCUCCAUUAGAGAAAUGAUUUUAAAAUGAGCAUGGAUAUACAUGUGUUCUGGUAGUGAAACAAUCAUUAAAUCGUGGUUCAGAAAGACAUUCUGAUGUUUUUGCCUUUUGUGAAAAAGCAGUAUUGCGUUUUUAAAAACUGACAUGAUUGAAAGUGGUGUUGAUUAAAACCAUGCAUGUUUUCAUUCCUUUAUUUGUUUAACUACUGCAAAUUCGGGUCUUUGCAUAUCAUCCUAGUUACUGACAUGUAUCGCUUAGUGAGAUACGGUCGAUGUAAAUUAGAAAUUGCUUUG